AUGGGGGGGCGCGGAGGAGACGCCGGAAGUAGCGGGGGUACGGGUCCGGCCGAGGGGUACUCUGCGCCGGCUGCAUCCACCCGAGCGGCGGCUAGAGGCAAGGCCCGAGGGGGUGGGCGUGGCGGCUGCCGGAGCACGCCGGCCUCUGUUCCCUCCUUGCACGAAGCGGCGCCGCGGCGCUCCCCUCUGCCGAUUACCAUGAGCGAGCGCCUCCGCCCCAGAAAAAGGAGAAGGAAUGGGAAUGACGAGGACAACCACCUCCCUCCGCAGACCAAGAGGAGUAGCCGGAACCCUGCCUUCCAAGAUUCCUGGGACACAGAGUCUUCCAGUAGUGAGAGUGGCGGCAGCAGCAGCAGCAGCAUCAACAGCCCGGACCGGGCGAGUGGCCCAGAAACCAGCUUACACCAGAUCAUCGCCGGCUCGAGCCCCAACACCCCCCAGCCCGCCCCCGAGCAGUCUGUGCUCUGCCAAGGCCUUUACUUCCACAUCAACCAGACCCUGAAGGAGGCCCACUUCCACAGCCUCCAGCACCGAGGCCGGCCGCCCACAUGA
This is a messenger RNA of Elephantulus edwardii (Cape elephant shrew), 552 nucleotides long. RefSeq names its product family with sequence similarity 104, member A (gene VCF1). The coding region runs from base 1 to 552 and encodes 183 amino acids. The transcript has 3 exons. The record is from RefSeq and is a predicted model, not a curated record. NCBI's taxonomy places the organism in Eukaryota, Metazoa, Chordata, Mammalia, Macroscelidea, Macroscelididae.